AUCGGACGUUACAAAAUUUUGAUCUGAAGCAACGACGGGAGCUCGCUAGCUCGCUGUGAAGCUUCGCUCUUCGGCGUUUUCGUAGCCUUCGGCCGUUCGGCGUCUUCACAGCCUUCAGUCGUUCGGCGUCUUCGCAGCCUUCACUCUGCCCUAAUCUUCCCUCUCCGCCCUAGCCGCUCGCAACGCUAUUAUCUGCACGAUCACGGACCGCCUGUUCUGCUUUUGCUGUCGCCGAUCCUUUCCAUCCCAUACGGGCCCGUUGGUGUGAAGACCUCGUCGUUCUCGCUGGUGUAAAGACCUUGCCGUUCUCAGAUUGAAGUAGAUUGGUGAGGCCUAUCUGGAAGGUUUUCUGCGGUUUGCUUCUAUGGAUUUUGAAAGCUUUGUCAAAGGAAGGACUACAAUUUCUCAUGAAACAAAAUUUGGAUUUCAUCAUUCAAGGUACAACUCCACUUGGGAAAUCCCUGAAGACCUGCAUAAAAUUAGCCAGUAAGAGGGUUCCAACGCAACUUCAGAUGAAUAACAGCGAGCAUGUUAGUCGAGGUGUUCUUAUUGUUUUGGAAGGAUUGGAUCGUUGUGGGAAGACCACUCAAUGUGGUAAGCUGGUCUCUUUCCUUGAAGGAAGAGGCUUACCAGUUGAAGCAUGGAGAUUCCCUGAUAGGAAUACGGACAUUGGAAGAAUGAUUUCAUCAUAUCUUACCAAUCGAUCACAGCUAGAUGAUCAAGCAAUUCAUUUACUUUUCAGUGCUAAUAGAUGGGAGAAGAGGUCACUAAUGGAGAAUAAGUUAAGAAAUGGAACCACUCUUGUGGUUGAUCGUUAUUCAUAUUCAGGAGUUUCUUUUUCAGCAGCCAAAGGCCUUGAUAUUGAAUGGUGUAAGGCACCAGAGAAGGGGUUGAUAGCUCCUGAUUUAGUAGUUUACCUGGACAUAAUGCCAGAGGAAGCUGCUAGUAGGGGAGGCUAUGGAUCAGAAAGGUACGAACAGCUUGAGUUCCAAAGGAAUGUAGCUCAUUGUUAUCAAAUUCUCCAUGAUGCUGCCUGGAAGGUUAUUGAUGCCCGCCUUCCACUUGAUUCAAUUGAGAACCAGAUUCAAGGGCUUGCACUGGAGAGCAUUAAAUCAUGUCAAAAGAAACCGCUUUCAACUCUUUGGCUCAACAAUUAGGUAUCAAUGCAUCAGAGUUAUAAUUUUGCCAUUGCAAAACAAAUGCUGGGUUUUAUUAUUCUACCAUGGACUAUAUGAUGAGGACAUCAGAGAUCAACGGCUACGUUCUGGAGUUUAUUUUUUUUUGAUGUAUUUUAUUUACUAGUUUAUUUAUAUUUAUGUUUUUCCCAUUUUACCCCUAGGGUGGUCAUAUGGUGUUGUAGCUCAAAGGGCAUUUUUGUCAUUGUUUCUUUUCUUUUCAUGAGGCCUAUUUAUAGGUUAGUUCUCUUGUAUUUUGAGUUACUUAUGCAUAUGAAUAAAAAUUUCAGCUUUCUUGUU
Molecule: messenger RNA, 1475 nt
Organism: Dendrobium catenatum
Lineage: Eukaryota; Viridiplantae; Streptophyta; Magnoliopsida; Asparagales; Orchidaceae
Product: thymidylate kinase
Exons: 9
Coding region: 408-1157 (249 amino acids)
Biological process (GO): dTDP biosynthetic process; dUDP biosynthetic process; dTTP biosynthetic process
Cellular component (GO): cytoplasm; nucleus; cytosol
Molecular function (GO): dTMP kinase activity; ATP binding
Source: RefSeq, a predicted model, not a curated record